Messenger RNA from Synchytrium microbalum, 495 nucleotides. RefSeq lists its product as uncharacterized. The transcript has 4 exons. NCBI's taxonomy places the organism in Eukaryota, Fungi, Chytridiomycota, Chytridiomycetes, Synchytriales, Synchytriaceae. The coding region runs from base 1 to 495 and encodes 164 amino acids. Gene Ontology annotation, cellular component: cytoplasm; nucleus. Gene Ontology annotation, biological process: mitotic cell cycle; SCF-dependent proteasomal ubiquitin-dependent protein catabolic process. The record is from RefSeq and is a predicted model, not a curated record. Gene Ontology annotation, molecular function: cullin family protein binding.
AUGGCUCAAGUCAAACUCAUCUCCCAGGAUAAUCAAACCUUCACCAUUGAAAAGACUACUGCCGAGCGUAGUAUGCUCUUGAAGAAUAUGCUUGAAGAUGUUGGAGAGAGCGACACUCCUGUCCCUCUACCAAACGUAUCUGGUCGAAUCCUUGGCAAGGUCAUUGAAUACUGUGGACAUCACAAGGAUGAUGCUGCACCUCCACCAGAAGACGACAAGGACCAAUUCGACUCUGCUCGCAAAAAGACUGACGAUAUUGAUGAAUGGGAUGCUGCCUUCAUCAAAGUCGACAAUGAAGAACUCUUUGAAAUCAUCCUAGCCGCUAACUAUCUCGACAUCAAACCUCUCUUGGACCUUGGAUGCAAAACCGUCGCAAAUAUGAUCAAGGGCAAGAGUCCCGAACAAAUCCGUGAAAUGUUCAACAUUGAAAACGACUUCACAGCUGAAGAAGAAGAACAGAUCCGUCGUGAGAACGAAUGGGCUGCCGAUGCUUGA